This is a messenger RNA of Podospora anserina S mat+, 1950 nucleotides long. RefSeq lists its product as uncharacterized. Gene Ontology annotation, molecular function: protein tyrosine/serine/threonine phosphatase activity; protein serine/threonine phosphatase activity. The transcript has 2 exons. Bases 1 to 1950 code for a protein of 649 amino acids. The record is from RefSeq and is a predicted model, not a curated record. NCBI's taxonomy places the organism in Eukaryota, Fungi, Ascomycota, Sordariomycetes, Sordariales, Podosporaceae. Gene Ontology annotation, biological process: positive regulation of cytokinesis; protein dephosphorylation; regulation of exit from mitosis. Gene Ontology annotation, cellular component: centrosome; spindle pole; nucleolus.
AUGGAGUCUCGUUAUCUUCAGCAUCGUCACCGCAGAAUUGUCAAAUAUUCUUUACCUCUCCCUGGCUACCCGAUCACCUGGCUGACAAUUCAAAAAGACCGCUUAUAUCUCGCCGCUUACACUGAGGCGCCCGAUGCCAACACGUUGUUUCCCUACCCCGACCAAGCUCCUCGGUCGCCUAGGAAGCGAUCGCAGCGCAAUGUCGAGCCCACUCCCGCCCAAGACUACAAGCAGCCCUACUAUUUCACAGUAGAUGAUACUCUUCUCUACAACGCCUUCCACCACGACUUUGGCCCGCUUCACAUUGGACAUCUCUACCGCUUUGCGCUGCAGUUCCACGAGAUCCUCGGAGCGAAGGAGAACAAGGACAGGCCCAUUGUUUUCUGGAGCAGAGCUGAUCCUCGCAGCCGUGCCAAUGCUUCUUGCCUUCUCGCUUGCUACAUGGUUUUGAUUCAGUCAUGGCCACCACAUUUGGCCCUCGCGCCUGUUGCGCAAGUCGACCCCCCCCUCAUGCCUUUCAGAGAUGCCGGCUAUAGUCAGGCCGACUAUGGCAUCACUGUCCAGGAUGUCGUUUAUGGUGUGUGGAAGGCCAAGGAGGAGGGCUGCUGCGUUCUUGAGAACUUUGAUCUCGACGAAUACGAAAAGUUUGAGCGGGUCGAGAACGGCGAUUUCAACUGGAUCUCGCCCAGCUUCCUUGCUUUUGCUUCCCCACAGACCGCCGAGGUGGCCAAGACGCCAGAAGGCACGGAAGGUUGGGAGCUGCUUCCAAAGAACCUUGCCCAGAUCGAGUCGGACGCCUUUAUCAACCAGCCCCUUCGCAAUGUCUUGACACACUUUACCGAGAGGAAUAUUGGACUCGUGGUUCGCCUCAACUCGGUUCUCUACAAUGCCUCGUACUUUGAGGCUCUUGGCAUCCAGCACAUCGACAUGAUCUUCGAGGACGGCACCUGCCCACCUCUUUCCACUGUGCGCAAAUUCAUUCGCUUGGCUCACGAGAUGAUCACGGUCAGGAAGAAGGGCAUUGCUGUUCACUGCAAGGCUGGUCUCGGUCGCACUGGCUGCUUGAUUGGUGCCUACCUCAUUUACAGAUAUGGCUUCACCGCCAACGAGGUCAUCGCCUACAUGCGCUUCAUGCGUCCGGGCAUGGUCGUUGGCCCCCAGCAGCACUGGCUUCACCUGAACCAGGGUGUCUUCCGGGAAUGGUGGCUCGAGGAGCGCAUCGAGAGGAAGCUUCGCAAGGAGAUGGCUGCCAACGCGGCCAAGGGUGUACCCCAGACUCCCAACCGUGCGGUCCAAAAGGCUGCUCGUGGUGCGAGCAAGAAUGGCGUCGCCACCCCUCCCAACCGCGCAGGGCGCACACCACUCGGCGAGAUGGAUUCGGUUGACAAUGCUCGGGACAACAAGGAAGACUAUCUUCCUGCGCCGACACCAGGUCAACCGAGAAAGACUGCUCGUGCUGGGUAUGGCCGCAACACCGCCAGUGUUGUCGCUACUGUCGAGGAGGAGCGCGCCGUCGAGGAGACCCAAACCGAGAUCAUCUCAAUGCACCGGACGUCGCAGGGCAACGAGUCGGACGAGGAGUUGUAUUUGCGAAUGCGCUCUCAUCGCAAGGCUUCAGCGUCAAUGUCUCCGGACCGCCGUACCAGCGAGCGUGCCGUCAGCCAACAAACAACAACCACCACAACCGUCUAUCAAGUCGUCGACAACGAUGCGUCCAACGAUAUCGAGAACAUCGGCACCGGAGCAGCCAGAACCAAGUCUUACGAGCAAGCCCAGCGAGUUAGUUCCGCGUCUGGGGUUCUGACCAAGGUUCGCGGAGGCAGCAGCAGUCCCAAGAGGCAAGGCGCCGUAGCUCCCACGGGCGUUCGCAAGACGAGCGGGCGGGUAGGGAGCGCGAGCCAUGUGUCUCCGGUCACGACACAGAGGAAGAUCAGUGCCGGGCUCCAAUAG